Centruroides sculpturatus (bark scorpion) is the source of this 601-nucleotide messenger RNA. Its product is annotated as vicilin-like seed storage protein At2g18540. The record is from RefSeq and is a predicted model, not a curated record. Lineage: Eukaryota; Metazoa; Arthropoda; Arachnida; Scorpiones; Buthidae. Bases 5 to 601 code for a protein of 198 amino acids. The transcript has a single exon.
AAAGAUGGACGAAUUUUUGGAAAGAAUUGAAAGACGAAGAGAAAGAAAUCGGGAUAGAGAAAGACAAAGAAGAAAUAACGAAACACCGAAUCAGCGAGCGGAAAGGUUGAGAAAAAAUAGGGAACGCACUCGAUUAUAUCGUCAAAGAGAAAGAAGAUUGGAAGAAAGAGCAAGGAGGUUACAAAGAAAUGAAGUAAGUGCCAACGAAAGAGAAAGUUUAGAACACGAAAUAGGAAUUUUAAGAAGAAAUGAACGAAGAGUCACUGAACGAGGAAGAUUAGAACAAGAAGUAAGAAUGCUAGGAAGGAAUGAACGAAGAAGAGAAGAAGGAAGAGAGGGUGAACACAGUAUGAAUGUCGAAACAGAUAGAGAACAUGCAGAAACACAGCGUGAAGAAACACAAAAUGAAGAAGGAAGAAGGAGAAAUGAAGAAGGAAGAAGGAGAAAUGAAGAAGGAAGAAGGAGAAAUGAAGAAGGAAGAAGGAGAAAUGAAGAAGGAAGGAGAAAUGAAGAAGGAAGAAGGAGAAAUGAAGAAGGAAGGAGAAAUUUUCCAUCUUACAUAUCUGUCAAGAACAUAAACACUUAUAAUGUAUAUUUUUAA